Molecule: messenger RNA, 4754 nt
Organism: Protopterus annectens (West African lungfish)
Lineage: Eukaryota; Metazoa; Chordata; Ceratodontiformes; Protopteridae
Gene: FNDC3B
Product: fibronectin type III domain containing 3B
Exons: 28
Coding region: 335-3949 (1204 amino acids)
Molecular function (GO): protein binding
Source: RefSeq, a predicted model, not a curated record
CUGAGCUGCACAGAAUCAUAAGGAUUGCAUUACUUUCUUUGCGUUUCUUCAGCUCAAGCAUUCUGUUAAAGUUCCUUAAUCAGUACAGCUGACAAACAGGGGCAUUUUUAUUUUUCGGAAAAUGAUCACCACUACAUUUUCAAGGCUCGGAGAAUAACCUAAUUGAAAACCAAUGUCUGAAUAGUAACUGAAGUCUGGCAACUUAAGCUGAUUAAGGAGAUUUGGCAGGUGAGUGAACUCUGCCAGGACCUGUAUUCAUGUAUGACCCAGAAGAGUGUCUCCUAGAAUCAGCAAUCAACAACUGAGAAAGUCAGCUGUGGGAAAUUCUCCAUGAAUGUACAUGACAAUGAUGAUGAUGACAGACCAAAUCCCGCUGGAUCUGCCAGCAUUUCUGAGCACGGAUGUAUCCAUGAUGCCUCACAUGGUGAAUAGCGAUGGCUCCCAGCAGGUCAUCUUGGUCCAAGUAAAUCCAGGUGAAACUUUCACUAUAAGGGCUGAGGAUGGAUCUUUGCAGUGCAUCCCAGGGCCUGCAGAAGUGCCAAUGAUGUCCCCCACCGGUUCCAUUCCCCCAAUACAUGUACCACCUGGUUACAUUUCACAGGUAAUAGAAGAUAAUAUGGGGGUCCGCAGGGUAGUGGUACUACCCCAGUCUCCAGAGUGCUACACCACAAAUUAUCCCUCAGCACUUUCUCCAACUCAUCACUUACCUCCGUACUUCACCCACCAGCCGCACAUCAUUCAUAGCUCACAUGCUGCUUUCUACCCUCCUGGACCUGGAGAUAUCCCACCCCAAUUCUUUCCACAUCAUCUCACACCAACUUUAUAUGGAGAGCAAGAAAUUAUACCACUAUAUGGGAUGUCCAGUUACAUCAGCAGAGAUGAUUACUCUACCAAACAUCAGCACAAGAUGUUCAAAGAGAGAAAACUUGAACGUCAGAACAGACUAAAUAGUCCCCCUGCAUCGAUUCAUAAGAAUCAGCUUGGCUCUUUCCCAUUUAUGUACAAUGGCUAUGGAAAAGUUACAAGUGGAGCAGGAGGAGGUGGGGGAGGUGGUCCGGGGAUUAAAAAGACAGAGCGCAGAGCAAGAAGCAGUCCAAGAUCUAAUGAACAGGAUUCUCAAGAGUUUGACUUAGAAACAAAAAGGGUCCAAGACACACUCUCAGGAAUUGAAAAACCACAGGUUUCCGAUAUCCAGGCAAGAUCAGCUUUACUUCAUUGGUCCCCACCAUCAGGGCUUUUAAAUGUGGACAGACACUUUAAUGGCCAGCCUACUACAUGUACCUAUGAAGUUGCCUUAUCAGACAAAGGGAAAGAUGGAAAGUAUCGCAUUUUCUACAGUGGAGAAGAAUUUAAAUGCUCUUUGAAGGACUUGAGGCCGGCAACAGACUACCACGUCAGGGUUUAUGCUGUUUACAAGUCAGUAAAAGGAGCCUGUUCAGAACCUGUUAGCUUUACCACUCUUAGUGCUGCACCAGAAGCCCCUAUGUCACCAAAGAUGACAACUAGAACCAGAAGCUCCCUUACUUUACAGUGGAAAGCUCCCAUAGACAAUGGGUCCAAAAUCAACAGCUUCGUUUUAGAAUGGGAUGAGGGAAAAAGAAAUAGUGGUUUCAGAGAGUGUUAUUUUGGGAACCUGAAGCACUGUAAAUUAACUAAGCUGUGUUCUGCCAUUGGAUACACCUUCCGGUUAGCUGCUCGUAAUGACAUAGGUACUAGUGACUUCAGUCCAGAAGUAAUAUUUUACACAGCAGGCAAUAUCCCCCAAGCUCCAACAGCACCGCGACUUGUACGAGCAGGAGUCACGUGGGUAACGUUGCAGUGGUGUAGGCCAGAAGGAUGUACAACUGACGAAGUUAUCACCUACACAUUAGACAUGCAAGAAGAAAAUAAUGAUAAUGGAUUUCAUCCAAAGUACACUGGUGAAGAUCUAACUUGUACUGUGAAGCAUUUAAAAAGAAGCACACAAUAUAAAUUUAGGCUAAGUGCCUCAAAUGUAGAAGGAAAGAGCAAUCCUAGUGAAGUUUUAGUCUGUACUACAAGUCCAGACAGGCCAGGACCUCCAUCAAGACCGUAUAUCAAUGGACUUGUCACACCACAUGGUUUCACUGUUAAAUGGGAUCCUCCAGAAGAUAAUGGUGGUUCUGAAAUCUUGAAAUAUCUUUUAGAAAUCUCUGAAGGAAGUACAGACUCAAACCAGUGGGAGAUGGCCUAUAGUGGUGCUUUCACUGAACACACAUGUACGCACUUGAAACCCGGCACUUUGUACAGACUCCGGACAUGCUGUAUAAGCACAGGUGGACACAGUCAGUGUUCAGAAAGUCUGCUUGUUCGCACACAGUAUAUUGCCCCUGGUCAGUGUCUACCUCCACGGAUUGUGGGUAAAGUGAAGCACAAAGAAGUACGAUUACAGUGGGAAUGCCCCUCAGAAUUUAACUGUGAAGUGACAGAGUACAGCCUGGAAAUGAAUGAAGUGGAUAAAACUGCUUCCGAGGUAUACCUGGGCUCUGACCUGGAGUGCACUGUCAGUAGCCUUCUUCCAGGAACAACGUACUAUUUCCGAGUGAAAGCAAGGAAUGAUGGAGGGUAUGGACCAUAUUCUGAAGCCACAGAGGUUACAACAGCUGCAGGGCCUCCAACCCAGUGCAGAGCACCUGUAAUCAUGGUCAGGUGUCAUUCAUGUGCAUUUGUAAGUUGGGAGAGUUUGGAGUGUUCUGGAACAGAUAUUUCAGAGUAUCGGUUGGAAUGGGGUGAAAGGGAAGAAUGUUUACAACUCGUUUACUGUGGUACAGAAAAUAGUUUCGAAAUUAGUGGCUUGUCACCAGCAAAUCAUUAUUGUUGUAGACUUCAGGCAUUAAACCAAGCAGGAGCAGGACCUUAUAGUGAGCUGGCAACCUGCACUACCCCAGGAACUGUCCCUGAUGCACUUUCCACACUAUUUGUGCUUGAUGCUGACAAUAUGGACACUAGCCUUUAUUCACCAGCAACGUGCCUUGCACUGAGAUGGGAGGAGCCGUGUAGUAAUGGUUCUGAGAUAAUUUUCUAUAACAUUGAUCUGGGAGAAAACUGCAUAACUGCUCCAAAAGCAACAUCUUACAUAGUUGAAGAUUUAUUUCCAGAUACCUCCUACAGGAUAAGAAUCCAGGCUGUGAAUGAAGUUGGAGCUGGUCCAUUCAGCCAGCCUGUAACAGCAAAGACAAGACCAUUGCCUCCAUCACCUCCUCGGCUAGAAUGUGCUGCAGCUGGUCCCCAAAGCCUCAAAUUAAAAUGGGGAGAAAGCAUUGCUAAAGUGAAUAGCACAGAUGACAUGUUAUAUGUUCUUCAAGUUGAAGAUAAGAAUGGAAGAUUUAUUCCCAUUUACAGAGGUCCGAGCCACACCUACAAAAUGCAGCGGCUAACAGAAUUUACAUGUUAUAAUUUUCGUAUCCAGGCAGUAUGUGAAUCAGGAGAGGGGCCUUUCUCUGAGACCUAUACAUUCAGUACAACAAAAUCUAUUCCUGCAAUGAUCAAGGCCCCACAAGUGGUACAGCUAGAAGGAAGUACGUGUGAAGUCAGUUGGGAAGCUUCCCAGCCCAUGAAAGGAGACACCAUCAACUAUAUUCUCCAGGUGGUGUUUGGGAAGGAGUCCGAAUACAAACAGGUAUACAAGGGAGAGGACACAACAUUCCAGCUCUUAGGCCUUCAGGUCAACACAGAGUACAGAUUCCGUGUGUGUGUCUGUCGACGAUGCAUGGAUACCUCACAGGAACUCUGUGGGCCCUUCAGCCCAUCUACUGCCUUCACUUUAAGACGUAAUGAGCUUGCAGCUACAGGUGAACUUGGAACAACAGAAGUAAUGAAAAUUAGAAGUAUAAGGCCCACCGAUGAACAGUUUGCAGCUCUUCUCGUGUUUGGGUUUGCAACACUCUCGGUUUUGUUUGCCUUUAUUUUGCAGUACUUCUUUAUGAAGUAAGGACCCCAUGAAAAUGAUGUGUACACUUAACUAAUGCUACGCAUUAUAAUCAAAGCAUUUAUUCAAAAAUUCCUUUUGAAGUCUAUUUUCCUACAUUUUGUAUAUUCCUUUUAUGAGUACAUGUGAGAAAAAGUCCACAAUGUGAUGCACCUUUUUGGAAUAUAAGGCUAAAAUAUGAAAAUGGAAUUAUAUGCAAAAAGAGUACAACAGUUUUGGUAUGUGUUGUGAUUUUACAUAACAUAUAAACUAUUGUAGUAAAUAUAUGUUGCCUUUAUAUUUUAUUAUUAAUGUUCUGUAAUUUGUUCUUUAAGUUAGUACAUUAGAAUAAUAAAUUACAUCUUUUAUUUCAUGUUAAUCUUCAUUUACAGUAUCUAAGCUGCUGUAGCAUCACUGCAUAAUCGCUGACCAGCUGUACUGAUAGCAUAACUUUACUCUUUUGACCAGUGUCUUACAAUCAUAACAUUAUCACUGUAUUAGUUACUUUUCCCACUAGGAUCUUUAUGUGGCAGCCAAGCUUAUUCUAAGCAAAGCUCCACUUCUGUCAUCUUGCACAUGUAAUGAAAAAAACAUUUGGUUGGGAUUUUAUAGCUCCAAAACCUCUACCCAGCAUUGUAUUAAAAUUUGCUUUUUUUCCAUUCUUUUUAUGAAGAUUAUAUUUUGUACUGUAAUAUUAAUUGGAUCUUAAUGUGGGAUAGCACAAUCCAUUUUUGAUAAUAAGAUGCAGUGGUUUAUUCCUAGUAGCUAUUUCAGUCAAGGACUGUGUUAUGGUCAUUUGUACAAAAAAAGAGUUCUGGCCUUCCUUUUA